AUGGAUAAAGUGGGAGUAGAGGACACGAACUGGGAGGAUGGAAAGGGCCGGAAUGUGGUGGGGAAAGGCUAUGAGGGGAAAGCUGAAGUGGCUGCAGUGGAAUGGGCAAUUUUCAGUCUUAUACCUUUUCCUGAGAAGCUAACGGCUGAAAAACUGCAGAAGCACAGAUUUCAAGACGUUUUUCCUCAAUAUUCUCCUUUUGAUUUCCCCUGGGAAAAAAUGUGUGGGCUCUUCUUUAUCCUGAUGAUAUGCACAGCGGGCACUUCUGCUUUCAGACUCCAACAAAUCCAAAGCACAGAAAACUGCUCAGAUCACACCGUGUUUUUCAAACACUACUAUGAACUGCAUGGAGAACCCGUGGUUCUGAAAUGUCCUUCCCCCAGAUACAAACAUUUGGAUUUUUCUGCCUUGACCCCUAAUAUCACAUGGUACAAAAACGUUACAAACCGAAUGAUAUCAGGAAGAUAUGAAGAUCCAAGAAUCUGGGCAAAAGGAGAUGCACUCUGGUUUUUACCAGCAAUGCUAGAAGACUCAGGAGUAUAUAUCUGCACCAGAAGAAACUCCUCCUACUGUGCCGAGGUCUCCAUCCACCUCACAGUCGUGGAGAGAACAGCUGCUCGGGAGAUUGCCUAUCCCCAGGUCCUCUUCACUUUCACCUCUGGAAAGAUCGUUUGCCCUGACCUGUGGGAUUUUACACCAAACAGGACAAGCCUGGAGCUCAAGUGGUACAAGGAUGCUCUGCCUUUGGAGGACGACAAUGAAAAAUUCAUAAAUCUGAAAGGUUCAACUUCUCUGAUCAUGACUUCUGUACUACCAACAGACGCCGGCUAUUACACCUGCAAGAUGCCAUUUCCUUUUGAAGGUGUAAUGUAUGAAAUCACCAGAACAAUUCAGCUGGACACUGUUG
Molecule: messenger RNA, 907 nt
Organism: Apaloderma vittatum (bar-tailed trogon)
Lineage: Eukaryota; Metazoa; Chordata; Aves; Trogoniformes; Trogonidae
Product: interleukin-1 receptor type 2-like
Exons: 6
Molecular function (GO): interleukin-1 binding; interleukin-1, type II, blocking receptor activity
Source: RefSeq, a predicted model, not a curated record